CCAAUGGUCUCGAGUGGACCGUCGAGACAGAAGAAGGGCGCGUCAUUGUUUUGGUCGGCUGGUUUUGCAGAAGACUGAAUGAAGAGAAAACUUACAUUUUGAACAGGGCUUUACAUCUGAUUUUAUAGUUUGAAUAACCAGAUCAGUCACCAUGACAACCAAGCGCGGACUGAUAACUGAUUCAUUCAAGGUGGUGAAGAAAGCAAGGAGGGUGAAACGAGAGAAGAGGCCUUCCUCUCCUCCUCCGCCACAGCACGAGGUUGAAACUGAAACGGUCCGAGAGGAGGAGCUGCAGAGGCUCAGACAGUUUGACCUGGACUGGAAAUUCGGGCCCUGCACAGGGAUCAGCAGGCUGCAGAGAUGGGAGAGAGCAGAGCUUUAUGGUCUGAGCCCACCUAAGGAGAUCAGAGACCUGCUGCUGCAAACACACACUGACCCCGCGUACAACCUGAGCCUGUGGAGCGAAUAUCCUUUGUGAGAGAGACAUUGUGAGAAAGAGAAAAGAAUGCAGAUGCCAACAAAAGUCAAAUUUAUAUCACCUCAAAUCACACAUAUGUCUCUGAGGUAUUUACCUUCUCGCCUUAAGUCCCGAAAAACUCAAAGUAAAAGAUUUUAGCAGGGGAAAGAUAUUUCAACCUGGACCUUAUUUUUCGAUGUUUUUGUGUUAAGUGACUGAUGGGAACAACAAUCUUCACUGCAGUCGGCGGUAGUGAAACAAGCUGCAUUGUAACACGCUUCAAUUUACGUUCACUAAAAGUGCUUGUUUUGCCACUUACAUGCUCAGAUUAUUGUUCUGUGUCUGACAACACUAUGGAAAGGAUCCCCUAGGAGGUCAACCUUUUAGUUAAAGGGUAAGAUCCUUUUUGUUUAACAUGAAACAGUCCCUAAAGGGCCUUAUUCCAUUAAAAUUAACAGUAAUUGUAUCAUUGUAAAACACAAUGAAUUCAAAGUUGACAAAAACAAAAUGAAAACAAUCAAACAAUCAAAAGCUGUCUUAGGCUAUUUUUCUUGGUCUGGUUUGGUUGAAAUAAACCUUUAAUUCACCCAUUUACAUGUGAAAAUUUGCUGGCUACAUACAUUCUAAAAGUAUUGUUUAUUUAACUGAAGUCUGGUGAGUUUUGGGAUGGUGCUUUAUGGGCUGUUUCUGGUUAAACAAAAAGGAUUUCACUCUUCCAGGUUUGAGGAUCUAGGUUGAAAAAUACUGAAAUUACCCUUUAAAUGGUACACACAGUUUGUAUUAAAAUAUUUAAUAAAAAUAAUUUGACUGAAAUACUGGCUUCUUCUGUAUUGUUGUAUAAUGGAGGGGAUGUUACCUCACUGUUGACACUGUAGAAAUGAAAUUGUGAAGGAGACAUAAAUGAUAAUGAGUUCUACAUUCACAUAAUUUGCACACUGACAUUUGUCUGUCUUUUUAUAACUGACCUAACAACACAGUCUCUCUGUUUUACUCAUAUCUCCACAAGAUACACGAGGUAGAGAGUGAGUGUGUGAAUGUGUUUUACAAUGCUACCUAGAGAUGGAAACAUUGGAAAGAGAAACACAUGUCUACAACUUCCCGUACUAUGUUGGUCUCUCUUCAUAAACUGUAUCUAAUCUAUUGAGAAUGCAAUU
Etheostoma spectabile (orangethroat darter) is the source of this 1611-nucleotide messenger RNA. Its product is annotated as DNA polymerase delta subunit 4. Gene Ontology annotation, molecular function: DNA-directed DNA polymerase activity. The coding region runs from base 152 to 478 and encodes 108 amino acids. Lineage: Eukaryota; Metazoa; Chordata; Actinopteri; Perciformes; Percidae. Gene Ontology annotation, biological process: DNA synthesis involved in DNA repair; DNA-templated DNA replication. The record is from RefSeq and is a predicted model, not a curated record. The transcript is spliced from 5 exons. Gene Ontology annotation, cellular component: delta DNA polymerase complex.